Messenger RNA from Plasmodium falciparum 3D7, 699 nucleotides. Its product is annotated as nucleoside deaminase. The record is from RefSeq and is a predicted model, not a curated record. Gene Ontology annotation, molecular function: cytidine deaminase activity. Lineage: Eukaryota; Apicomplexa; Aconoidasida; Haemosporida; Plasmodiidae.
AUGGUUGAGCUCACUGAAGAGGAAGCAAUGAACUUCUUAAAUAUAGCAUUAGGAGAAGCUGAAAAAAGUCUACAAAAAGAAUUGAAGGAAAUGCCAAUAUUUUGUCUAUUAAUAAAUGAAGAAAAGAAAAUUAUAUCAUCCUCUUAUAAUUAUACAAACGAAUCGAAAAACGGUUCAAGACAUAGUGAAUUAAUUGCAAUUGAUAAAUAUAUUUAUGAUGGAAAUUAUGAACAAAUGAAAAAUUUGAAUUUAAUAAAAUGUUAUAAUAAUAAUGAAAAUUCAAUAGAAAAGUCUAUACAGGAUUAUUUUGUUUCUUUGGAUGAAAAAAAAAAUAGUGAAUUGAAAAUUAAUAAUUAUGAAAAUAUAAAUGACAAAUAUAUGAACGAAAAAUAUAAUAAAAUACAAGAAAGGAUAAAUAAUUUAAAGAAAUGUUGUAUUGUUGUAACUUGUGAACCUUGUAUUAUGUGUGUAUAUGCAUUAAAAUUAAUAGGAAUAAAAAAUAUUUACUUUUGUUGUUUAAAUGAGCGGUUUGGUGGUUGUGGCUCUGUGCUCUCAUUGCACAAGAAAUAUGAGGACAUUAAUGUUCAUUAUAUAGAACACCCUGAAUGUUCAGAAAAAAGUAUUAACCUUAUGAAAGCUUUUUAUAAAGCUGGAAAUCCAUCAGCACCGGAAGAAAAAAGAAAGAGACCUAUAUCAUGA